This is a messenger RNA of Schistocerca cancellata (South American locust), 3938 nucleotides long. Its product is annotated as regulatory protein zeste-like. NCBI's taxonomy places the organism in Eukaryota, Metazoa, Arthropoda, Insecta, Orthoptera, Acrididae. The coding region runs from base 188 to 964 and encodes 258 amino acids. The transcript is spliced from 6 exons. The record is from RefSeq and is a predicted model, not a curated record.
GAGCUGCAACCAGAGAUAUUUGCGACUUUGUCAUAAUAAGUCGUUGAUGUUUACGUUGUGUCAGCUGGAAAAGUAAACGCAUUGUGAAUGUGCUAUUUAAACCACUAAAUUUGUUUACUUGUAGUUCACUAUAGCUGUUGAAAGUCAGCUGCAGCAGUUUGAAGACGUGUUGUUCAUUAUAUAAAACAUGCAGUUUGUGCCUGGUUAUCAGAACCUUGACAACAGCAUGUUUGGUGAAAUAUCUCCUCCUCCACACCAUACUAGUCUUCCAUCAUCAACAUGGCUGCAUGUGCCUCCAAUGCAUAUGCCAUGGGGGACACCACUAUCUGAUCAGCCCAGCAUUGUCAGGUUCACUGCAGAAUCAGCAGCAGUGGCAGCAGCAGAAGCAGUAGCAUCUUCAACGUUAGCAGGGAUUCAAAAUGAAAUAUAUAAUUCAAAUGCUUUCCAGUGUAAGAGGAAGAUUGAGACUGAGGUUGAAAUCCGCCCACCAAAGAAGCACAUUACAGAAGAAAAGAUGGCUGCACAUAUGAGUCAGCUGAGCAUCAGUGGGGACUACAGCCCACCACCAAUAUCUGAAGAAAAGCCAACAACCAGCACUGCUGCUGAAGAUAUGACCCUUGGCAGACGGUUAAUCUUGUCUGAUGAGCUGCGUGCAUUGCAGAAUGAGCCUAUAUUACCCCAGAGUCUUGUGUCUAAAUUGGAGAAACCUUCGAUGGCAUUGGUGCUGUGGCAGCCGCCAGCUGGGAACCUGGGUGAGCAGCUGCGCAGUGCUGCACGCCUCAACGCUUCUCAUGCGGCUGAGGAAAGGCAGCAGCAGCAGCAACAGCAACAACAGCAGCAGCAGCAACAGCAACAGCUAGACUCCAAUGACAAUAACAACACGCCUGCUGCUGUUGAUCUGAAUACUUUUACGUCACAACAAGGGGAACUGAUUCCUGAUGAUAACUCUGAAAUGGAACUUUGAUGGGUGAUAUGAAGUAUGUCAGGAUACUGGCAAAAUGAGGGUGUUUGUGGAUGUUAUUUAAAGUGUGUCAUUAGUCCAUCAAGACAUAAGCACAACAUUAAAUGUUUUUAUAUACAUUUUUAGAAAUAAUGUGAUCAAAAUCCACUUAUCAUAAUGUGACGUGUGAAAUAUAUGUCCAUAACUUAAGUCAUAAGAGUGAAGUUUGAUUGUGUGACAAUAUCAUUAUGAAAUUAAAUGAUUGAGUCUGUAUGAAAGCACAUAUAUGUAUAGGGCAUCGUACUGCAGCAUUAAAAAUGUAUUGCACUUUUUGUUGUUUUCAUUUGAAAGUUUGGAAUUAAUUUCUUUCUUGUUUAUUGCUUUUCUUUGUUUUAACACCUUAAUAAAUGACAUUUUCUGGAAUGAAAGGCAAACUUAAGUACUUAUAUUUGCAUCAUAUAUGUAGCCUUUUAUUUUGUGUUAAAUUGAUGAAAAUAAUAGGUAAUAGAACAGUCUGUAACUCAUACAGAAUAUUUAGUAUUGUUUGUAUCACACUCUAGGAAUUGUAAUACAUCCUGUAUGAUUUUUCAUUGUAUAAAUUUAUAAUUCUCCAACAUUCAGACUUAACUCACUUUACUGCAUGCAAAGUGUCCCUCCAAAACUUAAGAUAAUUAUUUAGUUUUGGUAUAGCUGUUUGUACUGAACCCAAGAUGCUAUUUGUUGAUAAAAGAAUGUACAGGGGGGUUGAAUCUGAUUCUGUAACUGUGACUGUCAGCUAUUUGUUUACUGGUGUAUUUUAUUGUUACCAUUAUCAUCCAUUAAAAUGUCAUGAAUGCUUUUGAAGAAACUGAUGCAAAUGGGGAAAAAUGGGGAAUAUUAAAGUAUUGCUCUUUAGCAAGAAACUUCAAGUUUAUGAUUGGUUAUGUUGUUCAUAGUUAAGGUUAGUUCCUUGCCAGGCAGUCAUCUUUAAUUUGCUAAGAAGAGUUAUACAAACAUUUUCAAAUCACAUUGGGAAAUCUUUCUUUGCAGCUCUGUGAACAUAUUUUGUGUACUGUUGUCUUUCAUGUAAUAAUUGACUGUUCUUUUGUUCUAAGAAUCUUUUGUGUUAAAUUUAUUUAUUUGCGUGCUUUCUCUCUUGCUAUUGGAGACUGUUUAUGUGUGUACUACCUGUGUAUUGAUGGAGGAUGAGUAUUGUUGAUAUGGAGGGAAAGUUUCUGACACUGAUGAAAGGUUUCUUGCAUUACUAAUUAAUACCUGUUAUACAUUAAUUGUUAUGAUGUGUGUGUUUGGGAUUCAAAACAAUGGAGUGAAAUGACUUAGAAGUAGAAUAGAAAUUAAUCUAAGAUAAUUUUUCUGGGUGAAGCACCUGUAUUCUGUAUUCACAGAGACUAAUUCAUGAGUGUGUAUUUUGUUCGGCAUUUGCUGCUAAUAAUAUGUAGGUAUGAGUGGUUUAUUUCUGUGUAGUGCUUCAAUAAUUAUGAACUUUAAAACUAUUUGUAGAGCAGUGAGAUUAGUUAAUGAUAGUGACAAAGUGGGAGUAUGACAGUGCUCUAUAGUAUUCUCAGUAUUUUGUUAUGCGUAAAACAAAGCUUGUUUCAGUUAAGGUAGGCUGAAUGCUUCAAGAUUUGCAAAUCUAAUCGCUGCCAUUUAUUCUCAGAAUAAUUUUUCUAUCUUCUUUGACUCACUCAUUUCACUCUUUACAUUCAUGUCAGAUUAAUAUAUGCACAAGUGUAAUGCUUGCAACACAUGGUAUUUUGGACAGCAGAAAACUUUAACUCUUGAUGGUAUAAUCAUGUUUACUGCAGGUAUCCUAGAUGUUAGAGCCAAGCAUAUACAAAUCACUUUCCUCUGUUCCUUAGGAAUGUCUUCCAAGUUGGUUGAAAUCAGUUCCUCUCUCUCUCUCUCUCUCUCUCUCUCUCUCCCCCCCCCCCCCCCCCCACAACAAUAAUCUUUUGUUGUCAAUGAGAACAUGCAUUUAUAUGCUUUCACCAUUGUUUCUUGAUUUAUAUCUGCUAAAUUUGGUUGUGUAAGAAGCAUUAGAGAUUCUCCUCUCUACUUUGUCAUUCAUGAAUUGCUUUAAUCAAAGAGUGAUGACCCAGUAUGCAAGUCCUUAUGACGGGUUAACAUAAUGUAUUUUUAAUUAACUUCUCAUGGUUGGGGUUCAUAGUUCUCUAAAAUAUUGUAAAUGACAUCAUAGUCACCCUUGAAUGUAAAAGUUAUUUGUUUGUAAAUAAAUAAUGCAUUUCCAUAUCAAUGCUGAGGAACUGAUGAUAGACCGCUACACAUUGUUACUGUGUUCCUACUGGUUCAUUUUUCAUAAACAAAAUAUGUGACAGAGUGCUAAUGUAAAUGGCUUUUAAUAAGAUUUAAAGGAAAAACACAUUCAUAUAGGUUGUUGUUCAGUCAACCUCCUGGUAUCUGCUUCCAUAAUAGGUAACAGGCUCCCACAUGUGAACAGGAGUUUCGUCUGUAACAAAUCUACAGAUAAACUUCUGACAGCUUCUCUUCUCUCCUCUCCUCUUCUCUUCUUUCUUCUUUCUCCUCCUCCUCCUCUCUCUCUCUCUCUCUCUCUCUCUCUCUCUCUCUCUCUCUCUCUCUCUCUUAUCUGAUAAUGUGAAUUUUAACAGGAAUAUUGUAGUCAAUUUUUGAAAGAGAGAAAUUUAACGGAUUUUUGUGGGAAGUGUCACCCAGAAAUGUUACAUGAUACCAUGUAAUAUAGUGUAGAAUUCUGUGUACAAGAAUAUCAUUUAUGGAGUUUCCAUUAUUUUCUUCAUACAUUUAGUUUCGUGGGUUGUGUUCUAUGAAUUUUUCUUUGAGAAACUUUGUGAACAAAAUUGUCUAUUCCAUGUCAUACUGCUAGGAAAUUUGUCUAGUACAUGACUAUAAAUAAAUGAAUUAUUUUAUUUGUAUGAACAGUUGUAGAAACCUUGUUGGCUCCUUAGCCACAGGUAUCUUUACUAAUAAAGGAGUUUUUAUACACCUAACUGUAAAUGUGUUA